Messenger RNA from Menidia menidia (Atlantic silverside), 2528 nucleotides. The record is from the annotation of a GenBank genome assembly. Lineage: Eukaryota; Metazoa; Chordata; Actinopteri; Atheriniformes; Atherinopsidae.
CAGGGGACUCGCUCUGCGUAAUUGUCUGAACAAAUGGCACCUGUUCGGUUGGAAGCAAAUCGUCCGCUGUACUCUCAGUUCCAGUUUGACUGCUCCAAGAGACCUGAGGAUCAUAAUCGGACAAGUUUGGCGACUUCCCCUUGAAAGGAGCAAAAUAUCUGGUUACUCUGAAGAAGUUUUAGACGGGCAACGACUUACUCCACUCCACUUGUAGAUUUUACAGCAGUGAGAGAACAUCCCACCUCCAACCAUGCGUCUAUUCCCUCGCCGGCGUGUAUCUCCUUUAAAGCUGGUCCUGCUCGGGGGGACCCUUUUCAUGGUGGCCCUGGUGGCUCUGCAGAGGGAUGUUGGGUUGACCACGGCCGGGGAGCCCUGGCUGCAGGACUUUGUGGACAAAAGGAACAAGGUGAUGGUGCUGGUCCGCGACGCGGUGAACAACAUCGGCUUCCAGAUCGGAGCUCCGGAGCCCCCGCCGCAGCAGGAGCAGCCCACCCAGAACCUCAAGUGCCCCAGCGGCUUUUACACUCAGGCCCAACUCAAGCCUCACCUGGAGAGGCCGCCUCAGGACCCGCAAAGCCCCGGGGCGGAUGGGAAGCCCUUUCAGAAAGACCACCUCACCCCUGACGAGGAGAAGGAGAAGGAGGAGGGCAUGACCCGGCAUUGCUUCAACCAGUUCGCCAGUGACCGGAUCUCACUCAGCCGCAGCCUGGGGGAUGACACCAGGCCUCCCGAGUGCGUGGACAGAAAAUAUCUCCGCUGCCCUCCGCUGCCUACCACCAGCGUCAUCAUAGUCUUCCACAAUGAGGCCUGGUCCACGCUCCUCAGGACGGUCUACAGCGUCCUGCAUACAUCUCCCGCCAUCCUGCUCAAGGAAAUCAUCUUGGUAGACGAUGCCAGCACUGCAGAACACCUUAAGAAUCAGCUGGAGGUGUUUGUGCAGCAGCUGAGGAUUGUGCGUGUGGUCAGGCAGCCGGAGAGAAAGGGUCUGAUAACGGCCAGGCUGCUCGGGGCCAGCAUUGCUCAGGCUGACGUCCUCACCUUCCUCGAUGCACACUGUGAGUGUUUUCAUGGUUGGCUGGAACCCCUCCUGGCCCGCAUUGUUGAGGAACCCACAGCUGUUGUUAGCCCAGAAAUCACCACCAUUGACCUAAACAGCUUUCAGUUCAACAAGCCUGUGGCCACUAACCGCGCUUACAAUCGAGGUAACUUCGACUGGGGUUUGACUUUUGGCUGGGAGGCCAUCCCAGAGGAGGCCAGGCGGCUGCGCAAGGAUGAAACCUACCCUGUAAAAACACCUACUUUUGCUGGAGGCCUCUUCUCAAUAUCAAAGGAGUACUUUGAGCACAUUGGAACAUACGAUGACAAGAUGGAGAUCUGGGGUGGGGAAAAUGUGGAAAUGUCAUUCAGGGUUUGGCAGUGUGGGGGUCAGUUAGAGAUCAUUCCUUGCUCCGUGGUGGGCCAUGUCUUCCGAACCAAAAGCCCACAUACCUUCCCCAAGGGAACUGAAGUCAUCACCCGCAACCAGGUGCGCCUAGCUGAAGUCUGGAUGGACGACUAUAAGAAGAUUUACUAUCGCCGCAACAAGAAUGCUGCAGUAAUGGCCAGCGAGAAUAAGUACGGAGACAUCUCUGCACGCCUAAAUUUGAGAGAGAGACUUCACUGCAAGAACUUCACCUGGUAUCUUCAGACGGUCUACCCAGAGGUCUUCGUUCCGGAUUUAACUCCAGAGAAAUAUGGAGCAAUAAAAAACACAGGCUCUAACUCAUGCCUGGAUGUUGGAGAGAACAACCAGGGUGGUAAACCUGUGAUCAUGUACAUGUGCCACAAUAUGGGAGGCAACCAGUACUUUGAGUAUUCAUCUCAUAAGGAGCUGCGUCAUAAUAUUGGAAAAGAAUUGUGUCUUCAUGCCACAAACCAGCCUGAUGCAGUGAAGAUUGAGCUGUGCCAGCUAAAGGGGAAGGGUACCAGUUUGGCACCAGAACAGGAGUGGGUCUUUACAGAGGAGAAUCUUCUGAAAAACCCUAGCAGUGGGAAAUGUUUACAGCUCAAAGGGAGUGUGAUUCAGAUGGACCACUGUAAUGCUGCAGAUCUCUACCAGCACUGGACCUUCAGCUGACCUUCUGGACUUCCCAUCAGGUGACCCGUCGGUCACCUUGUGUCCAUCGUUCUCUAAAUCUGCACCUUGAGGCCAAAUCUACUCUGAUCCAGUGGGGCCUGCUGCACAACACUGGGUGUCUGGCCAAACGGAUAACCACUGAAAGAUGGAGGACAACGUAAAGACAAUCGGAUUUGUGGAAAACUUUCGGGGUUGGGUUGGUCUUAACUGUUUUUAGAUUUAAUUUAUUAUGACAUCUCAGGAAAGACAUUUGUUAGUGGUUGUGGAUAUGAAAUGUAUGACUCUGUAAUUGUGAACUGGCAGUGAGCACUUGUUUUAGACUCGAACUGGAAUGAUUGCUAUGAUGGGCUAUUUUUAUUUGUCUGAUUGGAUGUUCAAAUUUUAAGUCUGAGUCAAAAGUAAAAAGAGGUCU